Molecule: messenger RNA, 1276 nt
Organism: Scatophagus argus
Lineage: Eukaryota; Metazoa; Chordata; Actinopteri; Scatophagidae
Gene: ormdl2
Product: ORMDL sphingolipid biosynthesis regulator 2
Exons: 4
Coding region: 145-606 (153 amino acids)
Biological process (GO): negative regulation of ceramide biosynthetic process; ceramide metabolic process; intracellular sphingolipid homeostasis
Cellular component (GO): endoplasmic reticulum membrane
Source: RefSeq, a predicted model, not a curated record
GUCUGUCUGGUGAUCAGGGCAGUGGGACACCGGCCGGAGUUUUGGCAGCUGUCCGCCGCUGCACAGGAACCGGCGCAAACCUAACGAAGGCGGGGUUAAAGAAAAAACAAGGAAUUUCCUGGUGAGCUACGACAACACAGGAAGAUGAACGUGGGCGUAGCUCACAGCGAGGUUAACCCCAACACGAGGGUGAUGAACAGCAGAGGAAUAUGGCUCACAUACCUUCUGCUGACCGUCGUGUUGCACAUCGUCCUGCUCAGCAUCCCGUUCUUCACUGUGCCGCUCGUCUGGACUCUUACCAAUGUCAUCCACAACCUGGUGAUGUACCUGUUUCUACACACAGUGAAGGGAACUCCCUUUGAGACACCAGACCAAGGCAAAGCUCGUCUGCUCACGCACUGGGAACAGAUGGACUACGGUGUCCAGUUCACAUCGUCGCGUAAAUUCCUAACUAUCUCACCAAUUGUUCUGUAUAUUCUUGCCAGUUUCUACACAAAAUAUGACCGCAUACAUUUCCUGAUCAACACGGGAUCCCUCCUGAGUGUCCUCCUCCCUAAGCUGCCUCAGUUUCACGGAGUACGGAUAUUUGGGAUCAACAAAUACUGACAGAGUGACCACUGGAUUUCAACCACCAACACUGGACUUGUAGUUUUCUGUUUCUGCUGAACACUGUUGAUGCUUAGAGGUUGAGGAGAAGAGAACCAGUUCGACUUGUCUUAACUGUACAGACUGUGUGGAGUAAUAUAUGAAAUUUGCAGUUUGUGCUGCCGCUUGCAUCCUGGUGAGAAAUGUAACUGCACUACUGCUGUUUCAUGAAAGUCAUUUUGUUUCCUCUCUGACAUUCCUGAUGUAUGCCUAUCGAAAGCCAUACACGUUGCUUUCGGCUCCAAGAAAGAGUGAAUUUGAACAGCACUGCUUCCAACCGUAAUGUUUAUUCAUUAUGUUUAAAAUAUCACCGCCCUGCGUCUCUGAGGUAGCCCUCCUGUUCCCGACUGAACUGGCUGCACGUCUGUUAAACUGUCCGUCUGUUGCCAGAAUUAUGAUUGAAUUCCUCACGAAUUCAUUUUGGCAGUUUGGUUCAUGUUUUAAUAAUUCUUGCAUGAGUUUCCACUUUCUUUCAUGCUUUUUUCUUGAGUUACUAUGAAGGAUUCACAUGCAGCAAACAUUUACACACCUGCAGUCUUUGUUUUACUAUGAUACACAAAAUGAUGUAAUUUGGUGUUUGCCUUAAACGCUGGAUCUCCUUUUCUGCUUAUAAAAUGAGCAGUGAGAGCUA